UUUCUACUUUGAAUCUCUUGCAAGCCUUCUGAACCCAUGUGUUUUUUAACACCCACUUCCCAGUUAGUACAAUUCAGUUUCAAGGCUUGGAAUUUGGAGAAAUUAAGAAAAGAAAAGAAAACAAAAAACUGCAUAUUCUUCUGAAGUCUAUCAUAAAGUUUAAAUUUUAUUUUUACUAUGUCCUUUUUACUCUGUUGUUGUAGUUGCAGUUGUAGAAAUGAUGUAUGCAUAUGAGUCAUUUGAUGAAAUACGUAAGAGAAAGCAAAUGAGUUAAAUUAGUUUUUGUUUUGUUGUGUGUAUUUUUAUUCACAUGCUAUGGUUUUUUGGAUUUUGGAAUUUGGUAGUGGUAUUGCUCUAGUGGACAGGGAAUCUUGAGAGAUUGAAAUUGCAGGUUUGUUUCUUUCUGGGAUCAGCAGCAAGUGGCAGAGCUAUCAGAAAAUUCAGAUGAAGCUCAACAAGAAGAAACACCAAUUUAGAGUUAGAAAGGAACCAAAUCCAAAGAGUACUAUCCACCACAAAAACCUAUAACAAACCCCAACCCCAAUUUCAAGAAGGGAAAAAUAUUCUGAAUUCCCAUCACCAAAAUUUUGAGCACAAAACACCCCAUAUAUGAUAUAUGAAAUAGGCUCAGAGACAGAACAGAAGAAGAACCUUGUUUGAACCAAACCACAGAGCAUAUAAAAGUGGUGUGUUAUUAUGGGAAUGAAGAGCACUGGGGGAGAGAUUGUUCAAGUCCAAGGUGGUCACAUUGUUCGAUCCACCGGCCGGAAAGAUCGACACAGCAAGGUUUACACGGCGAAAGGGCCGCGUGACCGUCGAGUUAGGCUCUCGGCACACACUGCAAUCCAAUUCUAUGAUGUCCAAGACAGGCUUGGCUAUGACAGGCCAAGCAAGGCAGUGGACUGGCUUAUCAAGAAAGCCAAAGAAGCCAUCGACAAACUCGCCGAGCUCCCUCCUUGGGAGCCUACACCUCCUCCUCCCACUACCAAUGAGGUGGAGGAGGAGCAGAAUGGAGGAUCAACUGACAUGGCAAUUGCAGAACAAUCAGAGUCUUCUGGUUACAAUUUUCAGCUUCAAAGGCAACUUGGUGAAGACCCUGAAAACCAACACCACCACUCAGCAUUCAUUCCUUCACCUAUUGACACUGAUGGUGGCAUAGCAUUUUUCCCAACAACGUCUGCUGCUUCCUCCAUCAAUUUCCAGAGCUACCCUCCUGAGAUAAUCUCAAGGACCAACAACUCCUCAGAGGAUCUUGGACUUUCCCUUCAUUCUUUCCAAGAUUCUGGCCUAAUUCAUCAUCAUGGACAGUCACAACAAGGAGCUGGUGCAGAUCAUCAAAACCCUUCUUCAAAUGACCAAACACUCUUUGCUAACUACCAGAGAAUGGUGGCCUGGAACAGUGAUGCCGGAGGCACGCAAGCCGACAUGAACCGUUCCGGUUUCAUGGUGAAUUCACCUGGUUUUUCUUCUGCUUUUUCUCAUCAUCAACAAAGGGGUACCCUUCAGUCCAGUUUCUCACCAUCACUUCGCCCUUGGAGUGAGAUUCCUCAAAUGGCUUCUUCUAACGAGCAUCACCACAACCACAAGUCUCAGCCAAUCCAGCAGCAACACCAAGCUUCAAUCUUUGGAAGCCGGUUCCUCUCUGAUGCAUUGCCAGGGUUCUGCAUUCCUGCUAGGAUUCAAGGUGAAGAUGAGAGCCAUGGUGUUGGUUCUGACAGGCCUUCAUCUUCUGCUUCUCCUAAUUCACAUCACUGACACCAAAAGCAUUGAACUUCACAAUGGUGCAGUGUUCCCUAUCUAUCAGUAUCAGGAGCAGUGUCUAACUAGAUUUGCAAUCUUGGGGGAAGAUUAAGAUGAUGGGCACAUUUUGAUCAUCUACAAGACUUUCAAAUUUGUCUGGUUGGAUUCAACUUCCUUUUUUUUAUGGCUUUCUUUUCUUUCCCUUAUUGCAGGCCAAUUACACUGGUGUUUUCCCCCCUUCUAUAAUUAAUAGGGGGUUCCUUCAAAAGUUGUUUGAUAAAUUUGUGUAAUUAAAUCUUUAUGAAAGUUUGCUCAAUUAAUAUAGGGCUUUGAGGUGGAUUCCUUGGUCA
Molecule: messenger RNA, 2090 nt
Organism: Arachis stenosperma
Lineage: Eukaryota; Viridiplantae; Streptophyta; Magnoliopsida; Fabales; Fabaceae
Product: transcription factor TCP4-like
Exons: 3
Coding region: 697-1755 (352 amino acids)
Biological process (GO): regulation of secondary shoot formation
Cellular component (GO): nucleus
Molecular function (GO): sequence-specific DNA binding; DNA-binding transcription factor activity
Source: RefSeq, a predicted model, not a curated record